AUGCUAGGGAUAAGAUCUUCUUUAACGUUAAUACCGAAAUUACCAGUGAGGCAAUUUGGUCUAAUAAAUACCCCUUUGAAGUCUCAGACUCUUAGAAAAUUUAUACAUACAAAAAACACCAACGUUGGGAUACGAUCCAUCAGAAAUGAACUGAUAUUCAAGAGACGAUUUAUGAAUACUAGCGUGAAACACCCUAAGUGGGACAACAACAUCUUUUACGCAGACAGUUCUGAUAGAUAUACUCGUUUGAAUAGAUUUCAACAAUUUAAUAAUAGUGGAAGUAAUGGGAAGGAUAAUUCGGUGAGAAAUGCUACUAUUGUUGGACUUGCAUCGAUGGUAGGUAUCUAUUUUGGUUCGCCAUAUUUAUUUGAUUACGUUCCAGUCUUCUCGUAUUUCAAGACACAUCCAAAGAGUUUUGUCUAUGCAUUAUUGGGAGCAAACUUUGCAGUGUAUGGUUUAUGGCAGUUACCAAGAUGUUGGGGUUUUAUGCAACGUUAUAUGUUACUUCAGAAAUCUAGAAUUCCAAGUUAUUGGUCCAUUAUUGGGAGUGCUUUUUCACAUCAAGAAUUUUGGCAUUUAGGUAUGAACAUGUUGGCUUUAUGGUCAUUUGGUACAUCCAUUGCCACUAUGCUUGGAACUGCAAACUUCUUUUCGUUAUAUAUGAAUAGUGCUAUAGCAGGAUCUUUGUUUUCUCUAUGGUAUCCACGCAUCGCAAGAAUGGCAUUGAUGGGCCCUAGUCUUGGUGCUAGUGGUGCUCUGUUCGGUGUAUUAGGCUGUUUCUCCUAUUUGGUUCCGCAAGCUCAAAUUCUUUUGUUUGUGUUCCCAAUACCUGGUGGUGCAUGGAUUGCAUUCUUGGGGUCUGUUGCAUGGAAUGCAGCAGGUUGUGCUUUAAGAUGGGGGUCCUUUGAUUAUGCAGCACAUCUUGGAGGAUCUGCAAUUGGUGUUUUAUAUGGGUGGUAUAUCAGUAAUCAAGUAGAAAAAAGAAGGCAAGAGAGAUUUGAAAGAGAGACCAGAUGGCUAAGGUAA
Messenger RNA from Maudiozyma barnettii, 1026 nucleotides. RefSeq names its product rhomboid protease PCP1 (gene PCP1). Gene Ontology annotation, molecular function: serine-type endopeptidase activity. The transcript has a single exon. NCBI's taxonomy places the organism in Eukaryota, Fungi, Ascomycota, Saccharomycetes, Saccharomycetales, Saccharomycetaceae. The record is from RefSeq and is a predicted model, not a curated record. The coding region runs from base 1 to 1026 and encodes 341 amino acids. Gene Ontology annotation, cellular component: membrane.